Molecule: messenger RNA, 2427 nt
Organism: Brettanomyces bruxellensis
Lineage: Eukaryota; Fungi; Ascomycota; Pichiomycetes; Pichiales; Pichiaceae
Exons: 1
Coding region: 1-2427 (808 amino acids)
Biological process (GO): protein phosphorylation
Molecular function (GO): ATP binding; protein kinase activity
Source: RefSeq, a predicted model, not a curated record
AUGUUCAAGGUUUUCCGUAGUAGUGGGAUUGAGGGGAGCUAUUCCAUAUCCUCAAAUCCACUUUUUGUUUCUGCUGGGUGCUGGACAAUUUUUCCAGCAAAGCAUCGAACUACAGGCAAAAGAGUGUCAGUGUGGCAAUUUAAUAAGCGAGAAUAUGAGUCAAGAUUAUCCAGAGAGGGCAUCUUGACUAGAAGUAAUCAGGACAUCGUUUUGGGUGAUAUUUAUGCUAGUCUAAAGAGAUAUAUUUCGAACCUCACCAAACUUAAGCAUCCUAACUUUGUUACAGUUAUUGAACCAUUAGAGGAGCACAAGAGCAGGCUAAUGUUUGUUACAGAGUAUGUUGUGAAUGAUCUGGAAACCAUUGAUAAGUCAGAAUUGAACGAGAUCAUAGUUACCAAGGGUCUUCUCCAGGUGGCCAAUGGACUCAAGUUUCUCCAUCAAAGCCUGUCAACUGUGCAUCUUAAUAUCAACCCUUAUUCAAUCCUUGUUACAGAAAACUCAGAUUGGAAAAUUUCUGGAUUGCAGUUUAUGCAGAAGUUAGAAAAUGGGUCGGCUACAGAGAGGUAUAUCGAUCCGUUGGAUUCAAGAAUGCCCUCAUUUCUUAGUAUUGAUUUUAGAUUUUCUUCACCAAACCUCCUUUUGGAACACAACGUGGACUUUAUAGAUGAUCUCUUCUCAUUGGGAUGCCUUAUAUUUUAUCUUUUCAACAAUGGACAGACUGCGAUGCAAUGCGAUAAUUCAAGCUUGUUGGAUUAUGAGCGAUCAUUCAACAGACUUAACCACAGAUUGAACGAAGCGGCAAGCACAAAGAAUUAUUCUCAUCCAUACUUUUCAAAGAUUCCGAAGGAUUAUCUUCAAAUAUUUUUUGACCUCCUCAUCAGAGGUCAAAAAUCUAAUAGUGACGUAAUAGAAUUAACAGAACCGUUCACUAUUGAUAACUUGAUAAACUCUUCCAUAUUCAAUAAUGAUCUUAUUAAGGUGCUUAAUACCGUGGAUACCUUCGAUGCUCUUUCUAGCGAUGAGCGUAUUACGAUUCUUUCGAAGCUUAGAAAUUGUAUAGAUAAGUUCCCAAAGACACUGUUAAUUAACAAAUUCAUUCCUGUUCUUUCUGGUGCAGUGUCACCAUAUGUUAAAGUGAAUAGAAUUAAAAUUCAGAACGAUGAUAAACAAAUUAUUACACUUAGCUUGGAGAAUAUGCUGCUUCUAAGUAAGACGAUUUCUCAGCUCACAUUUUCGGAUAAAGUUUUUCCUGUCGUAAAAACAUGUCUCCAGACUUUAGAUAUAGAUCCGGUGAAGGCUUUAAUAAUUGUGAAUCUCGAUCUUAUAAGAUCGAAACUUGGGAUAACAUUAACAAACAAGAGCUCCGGAUCUAAGCAUUAUCAAGCAUUCAAGGCAUUUCUUCUGGACAUAUUUAACAAAUCUGUUAAGAAUAAUGCCACAAAUGAACCAGCGUCCUUGAAGGUGCAAGAAUGCUUACUUGAAAAUCUGCGCAUUUUUUUGGAGUACCAACCAUAUUCAGUUAUUGCUAAUCAAUUGCUUCCAGCAAUAUGUGAUCUUUUCAGUACUACCACAUCGUUAAAUGUUAAGGUUCUGUCGAUCAAGGCCUUAAUUAUGACUGUGGAAGGUAUCGACGAUAAUUCUUUGGAUAAUUAUACUAUAAUUGAGAAGGUACUUCCUCCGGUCCGCAAAACACAGUCGUCGAAUCUUAAGAAUCAUGAAAUUUUUGCCAACAUAUUAAGACUAUAUAUGAGCAUCUUUAAAAAACUUGCUCUCUCUAAGAAUACGAUAUCUAUUGAAAACCAGGAAUUACCAAUAUAUGAUGUUAUUUUGGAAUCUUUAUUUUUUGAGAUUUGGAAGCUUACGAAGUAUGCUGGUCGGAAAGAUGAUAUGGAUUCAACAUUCUUGGCAUUAGAAACAAUUGAGAAGUUCCUUAAAAAUGCCACAUCUAAUAGAAUUUCCGGCUUGCCUCAACCAAAAAAUGUUUCACACAUUGAUAGAGGAGUCACCGUUCCAUUGAAAAAGAAUGUAUUUGAACGGAAGAAAAGCCUGGCUCAUCAAGAUAUUCCAUCUGUACGAAUCAAAAACACAGACAAUUCUUUGAAAUCAUUUUCAGGGAAGGUGAUGUCCACCAAUAACGCAUUUGGCAGGACAACAUCUUUGACGUCAUCCACAGUUUCUUCCUUGGCAACAAGUAAUGUUUCAAAUAUAAUUUCUGCUCAUGCUCCUUCUUCUCCAUCGUCGUCAUCAAGUCCACAUUCCUUUAUGAUGCCUAUGAAGGCAACGAAAAAGACAGCUUCAGAGGCUUCAAUUCCAGCUGUUGUGAGUAAUGGCUGGACACGAUAUGAACCCAGUAACGAAAGUCGUGCGAAAAAUCAAGAUCUGAAAUCAAUUUUUGAACCUAUAAAGCCAACAAAAAGGCUACGCUAA